AUGUCUACAUCUCCUAAUCGCAGUCCACCACAAACACGUGAAAAGCGAUACCUUAGUUUGCCAGCAUCAUCUAUGAAAAAGACUUCCACAUUGCCCACCGAACUAACGACGCUCUCUGAAGAUGAUGACGACGAAUCCGUUCUUGGUUCACAAAUAUCAAUAAAUAAAGAAACAGUUAGACCAUCAAGAUGGUCUCAGGUUCAACAAAUACUACCAGCUACUCGAUUAAUAUCACAACCUUACAAUUUAGACAUUGAGUCAGCAAAAAAGAUAUCUACUUUCCAUCUCGCUGUACAAAUGAAACAAGCACUGAAGCGAGCACAGGACGAAAUCAAAAUACUUGAACGGUCGAAUGAAAUAAUUACAAGUGAGAUUAAGCGUUUCCCGCUUGCCGUUAGUGACCAUAAGUUUCGAAUCUACGACACGAGUCAUGUAAAACCGAACGAUGCAGUGAUAUGCGAUCAAAUGAACGAUGAGGCAUUGAGUUUACAGAGUUUACUCUAUUAUUUUAGUCAAAAGAAAAUAUCGUUUGGAACAAUGUACUGGAAGUUUUUGAAUGAAAUCAUUCAAGUAUUGGAAGCAAAUAAACGGCGAGCGAGACGAACAGCAAGAUUAAAAGUACUCGCAACAACGUUAGUGUCAAUUCUGUACAGCACAAUUGGUCUGAUGUUUUUGAUCAUGAUUGUUGGUGUUGUAUCGACGUUUUUCAAAUUUAAAGACGAUAUGGCCAAGUUUAAGGGAUAG
Molecule: messenger RNA, 744 nt
Organism: Didymodactylos carnosus
Lineage: Eukaryota; Metazoa; Rotifera; Eurotatoria; Philodinida; Philodinidae
Source: the annotation of a GenBank genome assembly